GGCAGACCUGCAGAGGAACUGUCAGCCUCCAGUACCUUCGUGUACUCGUCUGAGCCAGGACCUGAGGAUUGUGGGACAACUGUGAACCUUACCAGUGUCAAUAACACCAUCAUCUAUGUUAAUGCCUCCCUGGAUACAGUAUGCUUCGAAUGUGACUACACACAAGUUUUGGGUCUCAUUAAUGAGGUGGUGUUCAGGGUGAAUAACACAGUUGUUACUUCCAACAGCACCCUGGGAAGAGUGGUGAAGAAUUUUCCACAUAAUUAUUCAGAUACACUGGUAGUGAAUGACAGUGGCAGUGUGUUCAGUACAUUCUGGGACACAAACAUACAAUGCUGUGAGAAACGUUUUUGCAAUGUGACCUAUUUCAUGGCAAAAGUAGGAGUUUUGCUCUUUAAGGUUUUCAACCCCCCAUCCAUUAUGGGGGAAACAGCGGUUACUGAAGGACGUCCACUACAUCUAUUGUGUGAUGGGUCAAACUCAGAUCCUCAACCAACUUUACAAUGGAUCUCUCCUGAUGGGAAGAUGGUCAGUGAGAGUGGGGAACUUGAUAUAGUGACUACCACCAGGAAUAUGACUGGGAUAUACACCUGUGUAGCUACUCUCCCUCGCUCCACCGCUACUAUGAUCUCCACUGUCGAUAUUAAGAUAACUCUGCCAAUUGACUGUCCAACACUGAAUUCUACGGAUACCAUGAUAUUCAACAUGAGCUCCACUGCAGUGGGCAGUACUGCUACCUAUCAGUGUAGAGAUGGUCCCACUGAUGUGUACACUACUCAGUGUACCAGUACUGGAGUGUGGGACCCUCAUCCUUAUACACUGAACUGUACUGAGUCUAAUGUGCCAGGUAGCCUGUUGUAGUUUGCAAAACAAACUACUGCUGUUUGUGCUGAUAAAACCGCAACUGUCUCUUACAAACAUGUUUACGUGCCUCACACAGGACAAACGUCUACUCUUCAACCAUGUCAAGUUGGAGUAAUAAUUCUCUCUCUCAUUGUCUUGGUUCAAACUGGUCUACUAGUGGGAGCACUUGUGAAAAUAGUACUUCUUACAAAGAAAGGAUCAGAGCAGAAGACAAGAGAAGAGAGGUUGGAGAUGGAUGUCAAUGUAGCUUAUGGAACUCCUAAAGAGAUCAUGGCACGCAGGACAAGCAAACAAACCUAAAUGAACUGACUUAUUACACACAAGAAAACAGUGUAGCUAUAACAACACAC
Geodia barretti is the source of this 1214-nucleotide messenger RNA. The record is from the annotation of a GenBank genome assembly. Lineage: Eukaryota; Metazoa; Porifera; Demospongiae; Tetractinellida; Geodiidae.